GGUUGUGUUGACUGAAUGAGCGGACAGUUGUGUUUCACAGAGCAUACAUUGACAACAUUGACAUCAUUUACAUCUACAGUAUAUUCAUCUCAUUAUCAACACAAUCGGAGAGUCAUAAUUGGAUGGUAUGGCAGAAGGAGAUUCAAUUGAACAGAAAUCCGAGGCGUCGACCGCAGAGGUGGCCCAAGAGAAUGGACCCAAAACCAAGAAACGAAAGCCCCGGUCGGCCACUAAUCUCAGCUCAAAAGACACGACUUGUAAAGUCUAUCUUCUGGACGGAACUGAAUUUGAAAGUCAAGUGAAUAGACGGACGAAAGCAGGAGAUCUGUUUGACAGGAUAUGUGAGCACUUGAAUCUACUCGAAAAGGACUACUUCGGCCUUUCAUAUAGAGAUCACGAGGAUUCACGGAAUUGGCUUAAUUUGGAUAAAAGGAUUGGAAAACAAAUCCAAAACCUUCCGUGGAUUUUUAAUUUUGAAGUGAAGUUCUAUCCGCCAGACCCGACACAACUCCAGGAGGACAUCACAAGAUAUCACUUAUGUCUACAAAUCCGAAACGACAUACUGAACGGUCGUCUUCCCUGCUCUUUCGUAACGCACGCAAUGUUGGGCUCAUAUUUGGCUCAAUCAGAACUGGGAGACUACGAGCCCGAAGAGCACGGAUCCAAUUACUUAUCGGAAUUCCGUUUCGCACCCAAUCAGACACAUGAACUCGAAGAGAAAGUGUGUGAACUUCAUAAGCAACACAGGGGACAGACAUCUGCCGAGUCUGAGAUUCAGUAUUUGGAAAAUGCAAAGAAGUUAGCGAUGUAUGGCGUGGACUUACAUCACGCCAAGGAUUCGGCCGGUGUUGACAUAAUGAUGGGCGUCUGUGCCUCAGGACUACUCGUCUACAGGGAUAGGCUUCGCAUCAAUCGCUUUGCGUGGCCUAAGAUUCUGAAGAUAUCCUACAAAAGGAAUAACUUUUACAUAAAGAUAAGGCCCGGAGAGUUCGAACAGUACGAGAGCACCAUUGGCUUCAAACUCGCCAAUCAUAAGGCAGCCAAACGGCUCUGGAAGACAUGUGUCGAACACCACACCUUCUUCAGACUUAUGUCACCCGAACCGCCACCAAAACAGAAACUAUUUUUGCCACGUUUUGGAUCUAAAUUCCGAUAUUCUGGUAAAACGUUUUAUCAGACGAGGAUUGAUAGCGAACGCAUCGAUAGGCCUCCCCUUAACUUCCAACGAACGCUCAGUAAUAGAAGAUUAACCACAAGAAGUAUGGACGGAGCUCUUGGUUAUGAGAGGUAUAGAACACCAAUAGAGCUAAGACCAGAUGAGAGUAAAAGUCGCACCAUUUCAGGUAUUACUGCACCCUUACCUUCACUCUUGAGUCUCAUCUCAGUGCGACAAGAGUUUAUGACUCCGACCGCUCGAGUCGAGAUGAGAAGGUACGCUCCGGGACUGGCAUUUCAUCAACAACUGCAACAACGCCUGAGAGUAUUGGCGGCAAAACUCCAUCACUCCUUUCAGACGGUGAAGAAUCUGAACGAAGACAUCGCAGACCAAUUGGUGGCGUCGCUGUAUUACCGCCGAUGGAAAUGAGACGCAUUGAAGAGCAACGAAAAAGUCCAAUCGAUAGACCAAUGAGUAGGAGUCCUGUCAUACCAGAGGAAUCCAAAUACAACGAUGAGCGUUCGCCAUCUAAGACAUCUCCCUCUAAAAUAAGCGCCACUUCUCCUAAAACUAAAGUCACUCCGACUAAAAGGGAAGAGUUUCUCAAUGAAACCAAUAAACUAGUUUCCGAGAGUCCAUUAACCAGUACCCCAAAAGGUAGACAAUCCCAACAGUCCUUUGAUCUAAAGCCGGCCGGUUCUGCAUUUGUCAAGGAAUACACUUAUACUGAAGACGAGGCGGACUUACGUCGGCCUUACAGUCCUCGAGACCAUGGGUUCACAUAUAUGGAGAGAAGGUCCGGUGCAGACAUAUCUCCUAUUGGUAAAGACGAGUUGCCCUCUCCUACUGGCAAACGGAUGACUGCACUCGCAUUCACUUAUAAACCUCCCGAUAAGGAGAAGAGUACUGACAGACAACAGCCCGUUGCCAGUGAAUGGAGUAAAUCUCCGCCACAAACACAAACAAAAGUCAAAACAGAAGUGCCUUCGAAAGAGUCGACAGCUACUGAUCGCACAAAAAUGCAAACCAGAGAUAGAGUGAUGGCUCAGACUGUGGCCCCAAAGCAGUCUAAAUUACCCGUUAAGUCGUCGCCGACUCUCGUUGUAUUAGAAAGUGAUUUAAGAAAAUCCAAAGACAAAUCAGGCAUUCCUAUGAAAUCAAAGACUACUUCUCAGACAUCGCCCAAAUCAGUAGAGACGGGCAGAACUUCCCGACAGUCGAAGGACUCGAAAUUGGAUUCGAGUUCAAGCGCUUCAUCGGUAUCUUCGGGCAGUUCUAUGGAUGAGUACGAGAAGGAGACUGUGAAACACGACCCGACGAUUACGGCAACUCCUGUCAAAACAGUGCCCAAAACCAGUAGAACUGAGAGGACAUCGCCCGACAAAAGUCGAAUCAUAAGCUCUCAACUCUCUGGUCCUAAAAUAACUCACGCGAGCCGUAAGCGAGUGGUGACUAACGCCGACGGAACUGUCGAAGAGAUGGAAGAGGUGUUGGAGCCGGAUAUGAUUGGAUCGCUCUCUGCCUCUAAGCCGGUAAUUAUCGGUGUCGUGCCCUCCGCUGCCACUAAAACUCGUACUUCGACUUCAGAAUCGGUACCAAAAUUGCAAUAAAAACGUCGACUCUUUGCGCACUAAUUAUUCUUCCGCUGCUAUUCUGUCACUUAAUUCUGCUUUUGUUUUAUUGCUUGAUAUUAACCUUUGAAAGCAUUUGAACACUGAUUUCAUUGUUUUUAUCGAUUAUUAAUUUGAAUUCCUUUACGACAUUAAGAUUCACGACAAAUCAAAACGGACCCAAAGGUCCCCUCAAACGGGUUAUCCUAACGUUCGCGAGACAUCUAAGACGGCGUCCUCUUCCAUAUCUUCGGUUUCCAAAAAGCAAACAUCCGGUGAAGAGUUUGGACACGAAAAGGGCAUUCACUCGACUAAGAAGACCAGCACAACCAUCGAGGAGGAGAAGUCCCUUUCGAAACAUAUUUCCCAAAACACACGGUUAGUGAGCGGGACUCUCGAUGAUGUGGCGCCCAUUGUUAAGACUGAGAAGAUUAAGUACAGUCCCAGCGCUCAACAGAGUCCUCUUCCCACUAAAUCAGUUCCUGUGAUUGCGACCGAAACCCGCAAAGUGGCCUAUACUGAGACACGGCCGACUGCAAAGCAAACCCAAGACUCGCACAGUCCAGCACUGAACUUAAGCACAGCCACUCCACCCCCACCCCCACAAUUUGCUAACGAUAACAGCACUGGCACUUCACCGACAAAUGGUGUGGCGGCACCGGUAGGCGAUGUGGUCAGCUCGCAAACUAUAUCUUCGAAAACAAGAACCGUUGAGACGAUUACCUAUAAGAUGGAAAAGGAUGGUGUAGUCGAGACACGGGUUGAACAGAAAAUAACUAUUCAAAGUGAUGGCGACCCCAUCGAUCACGACAGAGCACUGGCAGACGCCAUACAGGAGGCAACUAUGAUGAACCCCGACAUGACUGUCGAGAAGAUUGAGAUACAACAGCAGUCGUCUAUCCAGUGAUUUCUCUGUGGACUGCCUUCUGAUCACUUGAGAGCAGCUUUUGUUUCAAUAUAUGAAUCCAUUGUUUCAUUCUUUACAAAAAGUAUUUUUUAUUUGCAUUUUUAUAAUUUCAAUCAAUUGUCCCAUAAAUUAGUUGUUCUGUUUGUAUCCUAAUUGUGCCACAAAUUGAAAAUCGAAGUUAUUUUAUCGUUUGUAUUACAUUCUCGACUAUUACUGCAGUCUAUUUUAGACAAACAUUAUUAUAAAGUUUACAAAAUAAUUAUUAAAUUUAUUACUGAUUCGCUAUUUUUUAAGUGAUAGCACUUUUCGAUUCAAUUACAAUGUGAAAAACGGCUCAACACUUGAUUUGAAAUAUAGGUGAAGGAAAUGGACUUUAAUUUAAAUGUUAAUUACGAGCGAAGACCUGAAUAUUCUUCUAUAAUCUCUUCUAUUGUUCGCAUUUUUCAAUUGUGUUUCGCCUUUCAGACC
Oppiella nova is the source of this 4141-nucleotide messenger RNA. Lineage: Eukaryota; Metazoa; Arthropoda; Arachnida; Sarcoptiformes; Oppiidae. The record is from the annotation of a GenBank genome assembly.